This is a messenger RNA of Oryzias latipes (Japanese medaka), 1207 nucleotides long. RefSeq names its product PDZ binding kinase (gene pbk). Gene Ontology annotation, biological process: peptidyl-serine phosphorylation. Gene Ontology annotation, molecular function: protein serine/threonine kinase activity; ATP binding. The record is from RefSeq and is a predicted model, not a curated record. Lineage: Eukaryota; Metazoa; Chordata; Actinopteri; Beloniformes; Adrianichthyidae.
CCCGGACCAAACCGGAAAAGAAAGUUUUGGCGGGUGGUUUGUUUACUCCGCGGAACCAGUAAGAACAUUUGAAAACGGAGAUUUUCUUUAGUAGAAACGUUUCACUGACAUCCUCUUUACCAGAAAACCGACCCCGGUUUCCGGUAGAGGCUGAGAGUCCGGUCUGGUAGAACGUUUACCGACAGAAUGGCGUCCAAUGGCGGAUUUAAAACUCCAAAAACCGUCCGGACCAGGAGUUCGGGGGGAACCCCCGUCACCAUCCCGGCAUCGCCCUUCAUGAAGAAGUUGGGCUGCGGUACCGGAGUCAGCGUCUACCUGAUGAACAGAGAGGAGCAGAUGAACGCGUCUCCGUGGGCAGUGAAGAAGAUCAACAGCAAAUGUGAAUCCAAACAGGCUGCCGUUUACCAGAACCGUCUGAAGGAAGAGGCCCGCCUCCUGCGAGGAAUCGACCAUCCCAACAUCAUCGGUUUUCGCGCCGUGGCCACCGCCAAAGACGGCUCCGAGUGUUUGGUGAUGGAGUACGGCGGGGAGCGGUCACUCAACGACCUCAUCGAGCAGAGGAGGGAGCAGGGUCUCAAGGCCUUCCCCGCCGCCAACAUCGAGAAGGUGGCCCUGCAUGUGGCGCGCGGCCUGCAGUACCUCCACAACGAGAAGAAGCUGCUGCACGGCGACAUGAAGUCCUGCAACGUGGUCAUUAAAGGAGACUUUGAGAGCGUGAAGAUCUGCGAUGUGGGCGUGUCUCUGCAAUUAGACGAGAACAUGACAGUCUCUGACCCAGAAGCAGAAUACAUCGGUACCGAGCCCUGGAAGCCCAAGGAGGCUCUGGAGGGGGGCGUGAUCACGGACCGGGCGGACAUCUUUGCCUACGGCCUGACGCUGUGGGAGAUGAUAACUCUGUCCAUGCCUCACCUGGAGAUGCUGGAGGAGGAAGAGGAUGGUGAGGAUGAAGACUCCACGGAGAGGAGCUUCGACGAAGACGCCUACUACGAGUGUCUGGGGACGCGGCCGCCGUUGGAGGCGGAGUCUCUGGGAAGCUGCUACCAGAGGGUGGUGGAGCUCUUCUACGUCUGCACAGAAGAAGACUCCAGGAAGAGACCGUCUGCAUCCCAGAUCGUCCAGGCUUUGGACGGCCGGCACUGAGCAUGCUCAGUCAGUGAUGGACAGCGAUGGUAGAAUCAGAAAGGUUUAUUAAAGUUCUGUACAACAA